CGGACCGUAGCCGGGGUACAGAUGCUGUAUCUGGGCUGCAGCGUGAACAAGCACUCUGCUCGCCCUUAGCUAAGUUCAUACGAGCGCUCAACUACACGGACUUUGUGACUGAUAGUUUGUGCUUUCAAAACACUCGUUGGAGCGUAAACAGAUUUUGCGCGGAGUGAAACUUUUUUUGCUCCUUUCUCCAGCCAUGGGAUCCCAGCGGACAGCGGCACUGCUCGUGGCCGGACUGCUAGUCGCUCUUAGUGGACACUGCGGAGCCAGUUGCCCCGAGAGGAACCUGGAGGAUCGGGAGGAUGAGGCGAACAUAGUUUUGACGGGAACUGUGGACGAGAUUAUUAACGUGGACCCGGUACACAACACGUACUCGUGCAAGGUCAGAGUGUGGCGUUAUCUGAAAGGCAAAACCACCGUGAGCCGUGAAAUCCUGUUGGACGGAGGAAACAAGGUGAUGAUCGGCGGAUUCGGUAACCCCGGCAUCUGUGACAACCAGGUAUCCACAGGAGACACGCGCAUCUUCUUCCUCAACCCAGCCCCGGAGUACAUGGGCCCUGAACACAAGAACGAACUCAUGCUCAACUCCAGCCUGAUGAGGAUUACCCUGCGCAACCUGGAGGAUGUGGAGCACUGCGUGGAAGACAAACCUCCCCACUUCACGCCGGCGCAGCCUCCUGACGGCUGCAGAGGGAUGCUGUGUGGUUUCGGUGCAGUCUGCGAGCGUAACCCGACUGACCCAUCCAAGGCCGAGUGUGUGUGCAAGAGAGUGGAGUGCCCCCUGCUGGUGGCCCCUGUCUGUGGCUCCGACUCCUCCACCUACACCAAUGAGUGCGAGCUGGAGAAGGCCCAGUGCACCAACCAGAGACGCAUCAAGGUUCUCCGUAAAGGGCCAUGCUCUCUGAAAGAUCCGUGCUCCGAAGUGGUGUGCAGCUACGGCAGCACCUGUGUCCAGUCUUCAGACGGUAUGUCGGCCAAGUGCAUGUGUCCUCUGGGCUGCGAGGGUAAAGCGGAGAAGCCGGUCUGCGGCAGCGAUGGGAAAGACUACAGGAACGAGUGUGAACUGCACCAGCAUGCCUGCAACAGCCAGAAGAACAUCCAGUACCAAGGACUGUGUGACCCAUGUGCAGACAGUGAGAACAGUGAGAACAGCCUGAAUAGCCGUUGCCGUGUGGACAGUCUGACCAGAGAGCCCCUCCUCUACAGCCUCCCAGAGUCCUGCCCGCCUGACGCUGAACCGCUGUGCGCCAGUGACGGACACACCUACCCCAGCGAGUGCGCCAUGUAUGCCACCAGGCUGCAGAAGGGGGUCAAGAUCACCAAGGUCCACACCGGGCACUGUCGCAAACAUGAGCUGUGUAAAGAGGAGUGCCUGUUCAACGCCAUCUGUGUGGUGGAACAGCUGACGGCGCGCUGCUCCUGUGACCCCAUCGAGUGUGACGGCUCCUACCAGCCCCUGUGCGGGAAAGACGGACACACCUACAUCAACGACUGUAUACGCCGGAAAGCUGAGUGUCUGAGCAGGAGCCUCAUCCCGGUCAAACACAAGGGCCCAUGUGAUCUUCACGUUCCUAGCCCGUGCGUUGACAAAGUGUGCGAUCACGGAGCUGUCUGCGUGGUGAAGAAUAGUGAACCAGUGUGUGAAUGCCCCGAGGCCUGUCCACAGACCUCAGACCCCGUUUGUGGAUCAGACGGUCAGAGCUACGGGAGCCCCUGUGAGAUGAGAGCCAUGAGCUGUGCGCUACAGAAGUCCAUCCACAUCAUGCACAAAGGACCUUGUGACAAGACUUGUGCCAACUGCUCUUUUGGUGCAAUCUGUGACGCCCAGAGCGGUCAGUGCUUGUGUCCAUCCGAGUGCGUGGAGUCCCACCAGCCUGUGUGUGGCAGUGAUGGCACCACCUAUAGCAGCGAGUGUGAACUACAUGUCCGAGCCUGCACGGCACAGAUGGAACUACGAGUGGUCAGCCAGGGAGAGUGCAAGACUUGUGGUAGCUCUGUGUGUGCCUGGGGGGCCCGCUGUGUCCAGAACAAGUGUGAGUGUUCCCAGUGCCCCGACGAGCCCCCAUCGCCAGUGUGUGGCAGUGACGGCACCACAUACGACAGCGAAUGCCUCCUACGCAUGGCCUCCUGCUUACAGAAGAGAAGGAUCGACGUGGCCAAAGCUGGUAGCUGUGAUGAAGACUGUGGUUCUGGGGGCUCUGGGUCUGGAGUGGAGAGCUGUGAGCUGGACAAGUGUCGAAUGUUUGGUGGAUCUUGGGACGAGGAUGCUGAAGAGGACCGCUGUGUGUGCGACUUCAUCUGUGAAAGUGUCCCUCACAGUCCGGUUUGUGGCUCUGACGGUAAAAACUACAGUAACGAGUGCGAGCUGAAGAAGACUCGAUGUGAAAAACAGGAGCACCUACAGAUCCAGAGCCAGGGCCCGUGCACCGUCGUAUCAGCGUCUCCUGCUCCGGCGCUGGCAGAGCUCCAGCACUGCAGCCUGUCUGUGUACGGCUGCUGCUCCGACAAUAUGACCGCCGCUAUGGGGGUCGGACAGGCCGGAUGCCCCAGCACGUGUCAGUGUAAUGUGUAUGGUUCGUACAAGGGGACAUGCGACCCAGCCUCCGGACAGUGCUCGUGUAAACCUGGAGUGGGCGGGCUCAAGUGUGAUCGCUGUGAGCCGGGAUUCUGGAAUUUCAGAGGGAUCGUCACAGAGAAUAUGAGCGGCUGCACACCGUGUAAUUGCGACCCGGCGGGCUCUGUGAGGGACGACUGUGAGCAGAUGUCUGGCCUGUGCUCCUGUAAGACCGGGGUGAAGGGCAUGAAGUGUAACGUGUGUCCAGAUGGAAGCAAGAUGGGCAUGAGCGGCUGUGACCACGGUCCCGAGGCUCCCACUUCCUGUGAUGAUUUAGUGUGUAGUUACGGUGCUACGUGCAUCGAGGUGAACGACCAAGCCCACUGUGAGUGCCCCUCUCCGGACUGCGACGAGAGAAACAAGACUAAGGUGUGUGGAUCUGACGGGGUGACCUAUGCCGACCAGUGCCAGCUGCGGACCAUCGCCUGUAGGCAGGACAAGGACAUCACGGUGCAACACUUCGGACAGUGCACAGAGUCCAUCUCCGAACCGGCCGAGCGCCCCACCCCAAACCCUCCCGCCACCACCCUCAGCUCACUUACCACCUUCGCCACCAUCUCUCCCAACCUGGUGUAUGGCAUCCCACCCCCGAGGACCGAGGACAUGGACGCUACAACCGAGAACCCCCCAAGUUCAUUCCCCACAACCCGCCACUCCGCUACCCCCCACACGCACCCCCAGCCCGAGCCCACCAGCCCAGCACCCAUCUCCCCAUCCCGUAGCAGCCCCGAGCCGCCAUCAGCCAACUUCGAGGGGUCAGGCAGCGGAGAGCCCAGCGGAGAUGACCAGACCGAGGAAGAGGAGGAGGGCGAGACUGGCAGUGGGGUCCCGACAGAGGCCAAUGAGGAAGAGGAGCCUGGUCCCACUGUGGCCAGUACCACUACCCCCACAGCAGAAGACAGAUCCUCCUGUGACAACUCUGAGUUCGGCUGCUGUCCUGAUGGAACUACAGCGGCCAGUAAUCCAGAGGGCUCCAACUGCCCAUUUACUACCAAGUUCAGCGGCUUCCUACACCUGGACCAAGUGGAGGGCCAGGAGGUUUUCUAUACCCCUGAGAUGGAAGACCCCAAAUCUGAGCUGUUUGGUGAGACAGCCCGCAGCAUCGAGAACGCGCUGAACGAGUUGUUCCGGAAGUCUGACGUGCACAAGGACUUCAUGAGCGUGCGUGUGAGGAACCUGGCCCCGAGCAGGUCCAUCCUCGCGUUUGUGGAGGCUCACUUCAAACCAGGUACCAAGCAUACAGUGGAGGACAUCGAGAAAGCCCUGCUCAAACAGCUCAAGGCCUCCAGGGAAACCAGCAUCGCUGUGAAGAAGCCAGAAGAUCAGAACAUUCGAUUUAAUUACACCCUCCCGUCCAUCCCCUUCUUCACCACCACCACAACCACCACAGCCUCAGUGACCACCCCAGCCCCCACCACCACCACCAGGCCUCCCCCCACCUCCACCCACGUGACCCGCCGCCCACCCGGCACCACCCGUAGGCCGUUCAGCACCAGACGCACAACCACAACGCAACCAGCUACUACUACUGCCCAUAUCACUACCACCGCCGUACCCCACACGACCACAACUCUCCCAGGCACCACCAGGAGCUCAAGCAAGGGCCGGAACCACCACAGCACCGGCCAGCCCUGUGACUCACACCCCUGUCUGCACGGGGGCACCUGUGAGGACCAGGGGGCAGAGUUCACCUGUAAAUGUCCUGCAGGGAGAGGGGGCGCCGUCUGUGAGAAAGUUAUCAAAUACUUCCUCCCAUCCUUCGGCGGAGAAUCAUACUUGGCCUUCCAAACUAUGAGCGCUUACCACACAGUGCGCAUCGCCAUGGAGUUCAGAACAUCGGAAAUGACCGGAAUCCUGCUUUACAACGGACAGGACGGCAAAAAGGACUUCAUCUCCCUCGCCCUGGUCAACGGUCGGGUGGAGCUAAGGUUCAACACAGGCUCUGGCACUGGCACUCUGGUGAGUAAGGUGCAGGUGGAGCAGGGCCGAUGGCAUCAGCUGGUGGUCACCCGUAACCGCCGUAAUGCCAUGCUGAGUGUGGACCAUGAGGACCACGUGGAGGGAGAGAGCCCCCGCGGCACUGACGGACUCAACCUGGACACCAACCUGUUCAUUGGAGGAGUGCCUUUGGACAUGAAACAGGAUGUGAAGGAGAGGACGGGAGUGGACACAGGUCUAGUGGGCUGUAUUCGGCUGCUGGACGUAAACAACAGGGUGCUGAAUCUGCAGGAGAAUGGAGGAGAUAGUCUGUUUGGCAGUGGAGUGGGAGAGUGCGGAAACAACCCCUGUGUGCCCAACCCCUGCAGGAACGGAGCCGCCUGCCAGGUCAAAGAGGCGGAGAUGUUCCACUGCAAAUGUACCAGAGGUUUCUGGGGUCCAACCUGCGCUGACGUCCAUGACCCCUGUGAGCCCAACAGGUGCCACCCCUCCUCCCAAUGCCAGCCUCAGCCCGAGGGAGGUUACAAGUGUGAAUGCCCCAUGGGCCGAGAGGGCAAGCACUGUGAGAAAGUGUCGGAGCGACGGGGAGCUUACAUGCCGCUGUUCAGUGGGGAUUCGUUCCUGGAGCUGAAGGGGCUGCAUCUCUACGGGCACAAUCUGCAUCAAAAGGUCAGCAUGACUGUGGUGCUCAUGGCCAACGACUCCAACGGUUUGAUCUUCUACAAUGGCCAGAAGACAGACGGCAAAGGAGACUUCAUCUCUCUGGCCUUGAACAAUGGCAUCCUGGAGUUUCGCUAUGACCUGGGCAAAGGGCCAGCCACCAUCAGGAGUAAACAACCCAUCCAGCUGAACGUGUGGAACACCAUCAACCUGGAGCGCUCCAACCGCAAAGGAGAAAUCAUGGUCAACAAGAAGGACCCAGUCCGAGGGGAGGCGCCGAACCUCCACGUUGAUCUAAACCUGAAGGAGUCUCUGUUUGUGGGAGGAGCUCCGGACUACAGCCGCCUGGCCCGAGGAGCAGCACUGACUGAGGGCUUCAAGGGUACCAUCCAACAGAUUACUCUGAUGGGGACUCCUAUCCUUCGAGAAGAGAAUGCCCUUCGCUCCAGUAAUGUAGCCAUGUUCCAGGACCACCCGUGCUCCCAUGAGCCCUGCCACAACGGGGGCCGCUGUAGCCCCCAGCUCGACGCAUACGAGUGCGUGUGUCUUAGUGGCUUCUCUGGGAUUCGCUGCCAGAACACCAUCUACGAGAAGUCUGCCGGGGAGACGGAGGCCAUUGCCUUUGACGGGCGGACGUUCAUCGAGUACCACAACGCGGUUACGAAGAGUGAGAAGGCCCUGCUGGUGAACAAGUUUGAGCUGAGCCUGCGGACAGAGGCCACCCAGGGUUUGGUUCUGUGGAGCGGGAAAGGUGUGGAGCGCUCGGACUACAUCGCCCUGGCUAUAGUGGACGGCCAUGUCCAGAUGACCUAUGACCUGGGCUCCAAACCCGUGGUGCUACGAUCCUCUGUGCGCGUGGACACCAACCGCUGGAUACGCAUCAAGGCCAGCAGAGCGCUUCGAGAUGGGUCACUACAGGUGGGCAAUGAAGCUCCGGUAACAGGAUCGUCACCGCUGGCAGCAACGCAACUGGACACUGACGGAGCACUCUGGCUGGGAGGUCUGGAGGAGCUGUCUGUGGCCCGGCGCCUGCCCAAAGCCUACAGCACUGGUUUUGUGGGCUGUAUCAAAGACGUGGUGGUAGAUGGAGUAGAGCUCCACCUGGUGGAGGAUGCCCUGAACAGCCCCCAGAUACUACACUGUUCUGCCGCCAAAUAAGUCCCCACAGAGACAAAACAAUGAGAGAAACCAGUGACAAGUUCAAGCUCCCACUCUCCCCUGCUCCCUCCAUAGCGCCCGGUCUCCUGCUGUAAUUAUUUCUAUUUUUGUAUACUUUUCAUUGCUUUUUAUAUGGGAAGAUUUUUUUUUUUGUUUGAUAUAUAUUUUUUUCCAUUAAUAUUUUUUUCAGCCCUAAAGCAGGCACUUCUUUGAAACCCAACUUUUUUCCCCAAGCCUGCUUUUUUUUUGGUUUUGUUUUGUUUUUGCUGGUUACUUGAACACUGGUGGACGGCGCUGACUAUUCCUGGUUACUAGCCUUGUCUUGGUGCCAUAUUUAUCGUCCACAUUCCCUCCAAGCAUGGCCUUCCACGAGUAUAGCCAGACUACAUACAUACAUUCCCCCUCUCCUCCUCCCCCAUCUGGACACAGGCAGACUCUACCAAACUGUGUGUUCAGAAUAUAUCCAUGGGACAGUCAAGCUGCUACAGAGAGAAAAGCACCUGACGACAUCAACGCCACGCCAUCAAAAGAUAAUAAUUCCAGCUCUCCUCUCAAACCUAUCAGAGGAUUUAGUUUUGAAAUAUGACUAACAAAGAGGGAGCGAUCCAUCCUCAUCACGUCAUGAAUAAAUGUCUAAAUAUAGAGUAUAUUAUAAUACCAGGAACUGUGAAUAUGUCCGAUGGCUUCUUCUCCUGUACUAUUGUGUGUUCUGUUUUACAAUCAGCAGGUGAUGACCACUAUAGAUGCAUGCACUUCUGCAAUUUGGGUUCUUUUUAUUGAUUUCUGUUUGGAAAAAAAUAUAUAAAAGUCACUGUGGAAUUUUUUAAAAACCUCUUCUUUAAUUUUUGUGAUUCAACAAAUGUUUCUAGUAUUCAGUUGAGAAGGUUUGCAGGAUGAGGGUGUUACCGCGUUUGACCUUAAGGAGGCGCUGAAGGCAGGAGGAAAGCUCAAAGGGACAUCAUGGACUAAGCUUCUCUUCUUCUUCUUGGGACCGUCCUGUUUCUGCAUUCCAACUACUCGGGCUGUUGAUUAAUUCUAAAGAGACUGGUAUUUCGAAGCCAUAACAGCCCAUUCUAACGGAUCUCAUAACCCUACAAUACAGCCGACUAACAAAAAUACUACUUACUUACCUACCUACCUACCGCAUGGGUUUGUAUCCUCUACAUUUGCUGAACUGAUGCAAGCUGUCUCUGCAAUAAGCUCCGACAGCUCAAAGACUUUGGUUUUGAUAUGAAAUCCUUGGCAAUAUUCAAAAUCAUUAUUAUUGUUUUGUGGUUUAUUUCACUUUUCCUCCCCACAUCCUUUCUUUUGUACAGCCCUGCAAUUUUUUAAAUGUAAAUUUAGCAAAAUGUGUGGUCUGUGGAGGUUUAUGUUUUGUUUUUUUAGUAAGAUACACUGGAACAUGUCUGUCUUCUCACAGUGACGUGUAAUCGGGGAAGGGAUAGCGCUAAAGCUAUAACAAUGUUGUGUAUUAUCAAACUCUGAGCAGAAAUCACAUGAAAAACUCUAGCACUCUCUUAGAAAUUAUAUUUUGAAUUUUCCCAUUCAGGUGGUAGUAAAUACAUCUUAUAUAGAACAAUAGAAAUUUAGGGUGAAACCUUUUAAUUGCCUUAAACCGGUCGCCUUAACUGAACAGGCGACUCUGAUCAUAUCUUUCUACUAUAGCCAGCAUAUUAGCCUCAUCCCCACCAUGUUAUAAUGAAUUAGUAAUUGCAAACAUACACACAAAAUUCCAGGAGACAAUAAAAAUGUUGCACCUGGUUUUCUACAAAAAGAAUCCUGUAUUUACUGUUUUUUGGGAGUCUGUUCUGUUAUUUAUGUCUCAUGUGGGUUAUACCUCCAUCUGUAAACUACUGUCCGCAGCGCUGGCUUCUCAUUGGCCCGUGCUCCAGUACAAGUGGCAUGACCUGAACAUUACUAACUUUAUGACCUUUGUCUUGUGUUCCUACCACCAUGAAAUAAAAUGUCGACCAAAUGGA
Molecule: messenger RNA, 8346 nt
Organism: Boleophthalmus pectinirostris (great blue-spotted mudskipper)
Lineage: Eukaryota; Metazoa; Chordata; Actinopteri; Gobiiformes; Gobiidae
Gene: agrn
Product: agrin
Biological process (GO): receptor clustering; cell differentiation; multicellular organism development
Molecular function (GO): laminin binding; calcium ion binding
Source: RefSeq, a predicted model, not a curated record